Messenger RNA from Fonsecaea erecta, 729 nucleotides. RefSeq lists its product as hypothetical. NCBI's taxonomy places the organism in Eukaryota, Fungi, Ascomycota, Eurotiomycetes, Chaetothyriales, Herpotrichiellaceae. The coding region runs from base 1 to 729 and encodes 242 amino acids. The record is from RefSeq and is a predicted model, not a curated record. Gene Ontology annotation, cellular component: mitochondrion. The transcript is spliced from 2 exons.
AUGGCUUCUCCGUCGAGAGGCCGGCUACUCCAGCUGAUGCAGCUUCAAUGCUCGAUCUUCUCUACGACCUUCAACCCGAUGCACCAGCGUCUGGGCAAUAAAGUCCUACGCCAACGGUUAAAGGGCCCAGCAUUGGCCUCGUAUUACCCCAGACGAUCAGCCACUGUGGAAGACGUUUUGGACGAGUUCAAGAAAUUUGAUCUGGAGGGUUUCAAUGAAGAGGAGGACGAUAGACUGGAGAAUGUGGCCUUCGCCAAAUUAAGAGGAAAGGGUGCGCCCAAGAAGAAGAAGACAGCAGCAGGUACGGUCGUCAAACUCCCUAUCAGCCAGCAAGACACUAACACGGCCUGCAGAGAGUCGCCACAACAAGAAGAGGAGAUAACCUUCGCUGAAGAAGGUCUUGUAUUGCUCUAUCUCACCACCAAGAUACCCACCAUGAAUUUGAUAUACGCCCGGUCUGCGACUCUCGACCUCUUCCUAUCCCUGCUUGCCAGCAUUCAGUCGGUGAUCCCGAUCCUCGACCUCUGCGAGUUGCGAAGCUUUGUACAACUCCUUUCAGAGGCAUGUCUUGCCUGCGUGCAAAUGGUGGUGCUAUUCAGCUCAACCGGCCUACAUCGAUCCGUUCCACCGGCAACCGACCUCGGUGUUAUUGGGACUCGAGUUCGAGAUCGGCCAUGGUGCUCGAUACAUGUGUCUGGUAACCUACAGCCCUAUUUGGCGCCAUUAUAA